AUGAACGAACCGGCGGCGCCUUGCAUCAUCUCUAGCACCCUGCAGCUGUUGGCGUUGAUCCUGAUCGGUGGUUCGGCCAAUCGAAGCGCCGGCACUAAUAACAGUAGUAUAAUCGUAUCCAAGUUUCCCCCUCGAGAUUGGUGGCAUGUCCCAUCAACCCCCCCGUUCAGCUGCAGUUCAUCCAGACCACUCCUCCGUUCUUCCCCCCACGUACCACAUGAGAGAAAGGAGAAGGAGGGUAUUAGAGGAACCAACCUCAAGCCAACCAUUCGCUUUCCCUUUUUUCUGCCAUCCGAUGUCUAG
Molecule: messenger RNA, 303 nt
Organism: Pyricularia grisea
Lineage: Eukaryota; Fungi; Ascomycota; Sordariomycetes; Magnaporthales; Pyriculariaceae
Exons: 2
Coding region: 1-303 (100 amino acids)
Source: RefSeq, a predicted model, not a curated record